Molecule: messenger RNA, 2712 nt
Organism: Lontra canadensis (Northern American river otter)
Lineage: Eukaryota; Metazoa; Chordata; Mammalia; Carnivora; Mustelidae
Gene: MTMR10
Product: myotubularin related protein 10
Exons: 16
Coding region: 238-2544 (768 amino acids)
Source: RefSeq, a predicted model, not a curated record
CGGGGAUGGGCUCCGGCGCCCCAGUCGACCCGACUCUGCCCCGGCUCCUCCCCGCUCGGGCGGGCGCUCCGCCGUGUCCCCGCCCGUCAGUCCGCCCGGCCCGGCUGGCCGCAGACGGGGCCUGGGCGGCCGCACCGGGAACUCUGAACCCCCGUGCGUCGGGAGGCGUCGGCGCUACCGCUGACCGGCGGCGGGCCCCGGGCUGCGACCCGGCCAGAGCGAAAAAGCGGCGACACCAUGUUCUCCCUCAAGCCUCCCAGACCCACCUUUAGGUCCUACCUCCUGCCGCCGCCCCAGACUGACGAUAAGAUUAAUUCAGAGCCGAAGAUUAAAAAACUGGAGCCAGUCCUUUUGCCAGGGGAAAUUGUUGUAAAUGAAGUCAAUUUUGUGAGAAAAUGCAUUGCAACAGACACAAGUCAAUACGAUCUGUGGGGAAAGCUGAUCUGCAGUAACUUCAAAAUUUCCUUUAUUACGGAUGACCCGAUGCCAUUACAGAAAUUCCAUUACAGAAACCUUCUUCUUGGUGAGCAUGAUGUCCCUUUAACAUGUAUUGAGCAAAUUGUCACAGUAAAUGACCACAAGAGGAAGCAGAAGGUCCUAGGUCCCAACCAGAAACUGAAAUUUAAUCCAACAGAGUUAAUUAUUUACUGUAAAGAUUUCAGAAUUGUCAGAUUUCGCUUUGAUGAAUCAGGUCCUGAAAGUGCCAAAAAGGUAUGCCUUGCAAUAGCUCAUUAUUCCCAGCCAACAGACCUCCAGCUACUCUUUGCAUUUGAAUAUGUUGGGAAAAAAUACCACAAUUCAGCCAACAACAUUAAUGGAGUACCCUCAGGAGGCGGCGGUGGAGCUGGCGGGGGCAGCACCCAAAAAACUCCGCUCUUCGAAACAUACUCGGACUGGGACCGGGAAAUCAAGAGGACGGGUGCCUCCGGCUGGAGAGUGUGUUCUAUUAACGAGGGUUACAUGAUCUCCACUUGCCUUCCAGAAUACUUUGUAGUGCCAAGUUCUUUAGCAGACCAAGAUCUGAAGAUCUUUUCCCAUUCUUUUGUUGGAAGAAGGAUGCCGCUCUGGUGCUGGAGCCACUCGAAUGGCAGUGCUCUUGUGCGGAUGGCCCUCAUAAAAGACGUGCUGCAGCAGAGGAAAAUUGACCAGAGGAUUUGUAACGCAGUAACUAAAAGUCAUCCACAGAGAAGUGAUGUUUACAAAUCAGAUUUGGAUAAGACCUUGCCCAAUAUCCAAGAAAUACAGGCGGCUUUUGUGAAACUUAAGCAACUAUGCGUUAAUGAGCCUUUUGAAGAAACUGAAGAAAAAUGGUUGUCUUCACUGGAAAAUACUCGGUGGUUAGAAUAUGUAAGGGCAUUCCUUAAACAUUCAGCAGAACUCGUGUACAUUCUAGAAAGCCGGCAUCUCUCUGUCAUCCUACAAGAGGAAGAGGGAAGAGACUUGAGCUGUAUUGUAGCUUCUCUUGUUCAAGUGAUGCUGGAUCCCCAUUUUAGGACGAUCGGAGGAUUCCAGAGUCUGAUCCAGAAGGAGUGGGUCAUGGCCGGUUAUCAGUUCCUAGACAGAUGCAACCACUUAAAGAGAUCUGAGAAAGAGUCUCCCUUAUUUUUGCUGUUUUUGGAUGCCACGUGGCAGCUGCUAGAACAGUACCCGGCGGCCUUCGAGUUCUCAGAGACGUACUUAGCAGUGCUCUACGACAGCACCCGCAUCUCCCUCUUCGGCACCUUCCUCUUCAACUCUCCUCACCAGCGUGUGAAACAAAGCACGGAAUUUGCUAUCAGCAGAAAUAUCCAGUUGGGUGACGAAAAGGGUUUAAAAUUCCCCUCCGUUUGGGACUGGUCUCUUCAGUUUACAGCAAAGGAUCGCACCCUUUUCCAUAACCCCUUGUACAUUGGAAAGAGCAUGCCUUGUGUGCAAAACGGUUCUGUGAAAUCUUUCAAACGGACAAAGAAAAGCUACAGCUCCACUCUGAGAGGAAUGCCAGCUUCCUUAAAGAACGGAAUCAUCGGUGACCAAGACUUAGUUCCGAGGAGAAAUUCAUUAAUAUUAAAAGCAAAGCCUGACCCUCCUCAGCAGCCCGACGGCCAGAGCAGCGGGAUGGAGCGGUACUUCAGGGAGUGGUUUUCCAAACCAGCCGACCUGCACGGCGUCCUCCUGCCGCAUCUCUCGGGGACACACGUGAAGCUCUGGAAACUCUGCUACUUCCGCUGGGUGCCCGAGGCCCAGAUCAAGCUCGGGGGCUUCAUCACUGCCUUUCGUAAGCUCUCCCUGCUGGCCGACGAGGUGGACGUGCUCAGCAGGACGCUCCGGCAGCAGCGGGCUGGGCCUCUGGAAGCCUGCUACUCGGAGCUGGACAAGAGCAGGAUGUACUUCCGGGCCAGCGGCCCGCACGAUGCCUCGGCGACGCCCGACUUCCUUUCCUCCUCCUUCCCCUUCUCCCCCGUAGGCAACCUCUGCAGACGAAGCAUUUCAGGAACACCAUUAAGCAAAUUUCUAAGUGGGGCCAAAAUAUGGUUAUCUACUGAGACACUAGCAAAUGAAGACUGAAAUGUACUAUUUUCUGAACAUUUUGAGGGCAGCCAUAAACUUGCCCUCUGACUUAAAAUUGCUAACCUAGGCAUUUGAGGCUCCAAGAAUUUUCUAUGUCAGAAUAACAGUUGAAAUUUGCACUAAUAUUUAAAAAUAUGUUGAAUUGUGCGUCUUUCAUAAUUUUUU